AUGGCCGACGAUAAUUAUUCUGCAUCAGAACCAUUUAUAACGAUAAACAAUAACUUCAAUCACAAUUCAUCAACAACUGCAUCAUCAAUAAGAAGAAGCUCAAAUUCUUUUAAUAAAUUGAUUAAUAAUCAAUCAGAACUAACGCCGUCACCCACAAAUACCAUUUCCAAAAAGACUUUCAAAUUUGAUGAGAUUUAUGGAUCUCAAGCUGAUCAAUUAUUACUAUAUUCCAAUGUUGCAUUACCUUUGUUAAAAGACUUCAUAAAUGGGCAGAACAUUACCAUACUAGCAUAUGGUCAGACGGGGACUGGUAAAACGUAUACAAUGUGUGGGUUAAAUGAUCAAAAUAUUGAUUCAGUUCCAUUACCGGAGGUAGCAGGAAUAAUACCUCGAUUAUUGUCACAAUUAUUUGAAAUACUAGAUAAUGAAUCCUUAGAUAAUGAUUAUAUCGUUAAGAUUUCAUUUUUGGAGAUAUAUAAUGAAGAAUUGAUAGAUCUACUACUGCAACAGAAUAAAAAAUUAAGAAUUCAUGAAAAAGUUAAUCCAACUACAAAAUCAACCGCCACAUCAAAAUCUAUAGCAAUUCAAAAUUUAUCAGAAUUCACAAUUAGCAAUUACGAGGAGAGUAUAAAACUAUUGAGAAUGGGACUUAACAAAAAGAGAACAGCUUCAACAAAUCUCAAUGAACAUUCAUCAAGAUCUCAUACAAUUUUUGGUAUCCAAUUAUUCAAGAAAGAUGUAAGAAAUGACACAAUGUACAUAGUUUCUAAAAUGAAUUUAGUUGAUUUAGCAGGUUCAGAGAACAUAGGUAGAUCUGGAUCAGUAGUUAAAGAAGCCGGAGGUAUAAAUCAGUCAUUACUAACUUUGGGAAGAGUAAUAAAUUCAUUAAAUGAUAAGAAAACGUCUCAACAUAUACCCUACAGAGAAUCAAAAUUAACUCAUAUAUUACAAGACUCACUUGGUGGAAAUACUAAAACUGCUUUAAUAGCAACCAUAUCACCAGCUCAAAUUAAUGGACUGGAAACAACUUCAACACUAGAUUAUGCAAGUAAAGCUAAAAAUAUCAAGAACCUACCUCAAAAUGGUAACGAUUCAGAGAUGAUUCUUAAAAAAACAUUAGUCAAACAAUUAUCCAAGGAAAUCAAUCAAUUAAAUAUGGAUUUGAUUGCAACAAGAAACAAGAAUGGAAUUUAUUUGGAUGCUGAUAAUUAUAAUCAACUACUAAAGGAGAAUGAGUCGUUAAAAACGGAUAUGAAAGAGAGUUCCUUGAGGAUUGAACUGUUAUCAAGGAGAAGCGAGAAUAAUAAAGCAUCUUUAGAAUCAAACAAGUUAGAAAUUUCAAAAUUGCAUAGUGAAAAUGAUGAAUUAAGACAGAAACUUGAGGCUCUAGAGAGUAAACAUAAACUUUCAGUUCAGGCAAGUGCUAGAAAAGAUCUCACAAUAGACUCUCUAAAUGGAAAAUUAAAUCAAAUUUCAGAAAAAUCUUCAAAUUCAGCUGUAUUAUUAAUGAACUUAUUCUCAAAUCAUUUAAGUUCCUCAAUCAAUAUGAUAAAUGACUCCUUAAGUAUUCAGUCAGGAACUGGUACUUCAAAAAGAUUGAAUGAACUUCAAAACCAACUACAAUCAAAUCUACAUAAUUACAAGGAAAAUCUCGAACAAAAAAUCGAAUAUUAUCAGAACAAUAUACAAACUCUCGCAACAAAAGAUUUAAGUGAUAUUUUCAAUUCUUUUAAAACUAUGUUUGAUGAUUUAUUUUCAUGCCAAAAGACAAUGUAUAAUAAUGUUCAAGAAAUUUUCACUGAGUUGAAAAUUGCAAAUGAAAAACUUUCUGGUUUUUUAAAAGAUGAUUAUUUAACUAGCAUUGAUGAAAAAAUCUGCAAGAAACAAUAUGAAUAUUUCAAGGAUAAUUUAAAGUUAUUGUAUGACAAUUUGAAAUCGGAGAUGAACAAGGAAAUUGAAAAAUGUUUGAGCAGUGCUUCACAAAAUAAUAAAAAUAUUGUUCACGAUGAAAUCUCAAAGGAAAGAAGAAACAUGCUAACCUAUGAAGAAAAUUGGAAACAUCAAAUAAAUGAUAUACUACCUUCACUAGAAAAAGAAAUUAAAAUCAGUCAGCAAGUGAAUGAAUCAAAAAGUUUAGAAUUAGAGAAGAUAAGAGAGGAAGGAAUAACGAAAUUAGACGCGAUCAAACGUGAAAAAUUACAACUUCCAUCAGAUGAUUUACCAAAUGUAUCAAAAUUAUCACAAGUCUCAAAAGAUUUGUUACUAGACCAUCGUUUGAUAACUUGUAAUUUGAAAGAAGUCAAUGAGAACUUGUCAAAAAUUCAAAAAUUCGACGCUAAGAAAGAGUUUAGUAUAUCACCAACAAGAUCAAUGAUUUCUCAAACCGAUCUAACUACGAUCAAGCCCUCAAAAAGAUCACUUUCUUUAUCACCUCAAAAAAUUCAAGAGACUCCAAAUACAAACUUAGAAUCCAAUAACAACAAUACCAAUAUAAGACUAUUAAAAUCUCCGUCUAAAAUACCAACUUUCAAAAGACUGGAAACUACAAUUUCUUCUCAACAAAAUAAAAAACGUAAAGUUUUCCUGCCAAUUGAAAGUAACUUAAUGUAA
This is a messenger RNA of Lodderomyces jiufengensis, 2610 nucleotides long. It is a transcript of the gene KIP1, whose product is annotated as Kip1p. NCBI's taxonomy places the organism in Eukaryota, Fungi, Ascomycota, Pichiomycetes, Serinales, Debaryomycetaceae. The transcript has a single exon. The coding region runs from base 1 to 2610 and encodes 869 amino acids. Gene Ontology annotation, biological process: mitotic spindle assembly; microtubule-based movement. Gene Ontology annotation, molecular function: ATP binding; plus-end-directed microtubule motor activity; microtubule binding. Gene Ontology annotation, cellular component: nucleus; spindle microtubule. The record is from RefSeq and is a predicted model, not a curated record.